Molecule: messenger RNA, 1524 nt
Organism: Pecten maximus
Lineage: Eukaryota; Metazoa; Mollusca; Bivalvia; Pectinida; Pectinidae
Product: trypsin-like
Exons: 7
Coding region: 143-1417 (424 amino acids)
Biological process (GO): proteolysis
Molecular function (GO): serine-type endopeptidase activity
Source: RefSeq, a predicted model, not a curated record
GCUCUGAUAAAUCUGUCAGUAAGAUUGACAUUACUGGAAGUACGCCUAAAUAAUAUUAUUACCGUAUAAGUUCAUGAUGAUAUUCGACGCUCACAAUUGAAAUAUAGCCCGAAGUGAAUCGUCUGUAAUCUGUAUUCUGACCAUGAUUGUUUUCACUGGAUAUACUCUUCUUGCUUGUCUCCUAACUGUGUCGGGACGAACUCUUCAUUUACCGCACAUAUUCUCAGGAAAUCAUUUUCACCCAGUUUCACACGGACACUCCGGCCACAGUACACAUUUGACCAGUGGGUUAUGGCAGUAUUUCCUCAAUCAUUUUGGCCAUAGUUCACAUUACUCUGGUAGCCAGUCUAACCACAAUACACACCACAGCGUUACAACACCACACGUUAACAACACAUUUGGGCCAGUGAAACCGGAAAUACAACCAACUCUCAGCACGAAAGUACCGGGAUUAUCAAAACCAGACAGUGGAACACCAGAGGUUGGAACUGACCAAUCAGCGACCGUAGCUAGUGUUGAUGAACGGGAACGCUUUGACAAUUGGAAAAAUAAAUGGCUGCUGAAUCAUCUGUCUACCUGUGGCGACCAACCCAUAGAGCCUAUAUUUCCCACCCAUAGAAUCAUCGGGGGAGGACAAGCCGUGGAGGGAAGCUGGCCAUGGAUGGUAUCCUUCUUUUCCAAAACAAUACGACAACAUGUGUGCGCAGGAAGCAUCAUCGACAACCAAUGGAUCGUGUCUGCAGCACAUUGUUUUAAGGAAUUUCAGUUGUUUUUUCGUGGAAUACCUGACAUCAAGGAAGAUCUGGAGGUUCGUGUGGGACUACAUAACAACACAGCAGAUACUAGGGACCAUUACAUGCAGAUCUAUCACGCCGACCACAUCCUUCUACAUCCUUCAUUUAAACUAGAAACACUGGAUAACGACAUAGCUUUGGUACGACUCGACCGGCCCAUUGUAUUUAAUGAACAUGUAAAACAGGUGUGUCUGAUCGGACGGGACGCCAAAGGAGAGGACAGCUGUAUCAUCACAGGAUGGGGAAGACAGAAACAGCCGGUUGCUGAACCAGGAGGUUUACCUAAGCUUGACCCAUCAGCUUGGCCAAACAUCCUUAAACAGGCCGUUAUACCUGUUAUUGACCAGACAGACUGUAGUGAUCUGUACAAGGACAAACUGACAAGUCACAUGAUCUGUGCCGGCUAUCUAGACGGAAGUGUGGAUACCUGCAACGGGGACAGCGGAGGGCCUCUACUCUGCGGAGGUACACAGGAUGGUCGGUGGACACUUACAGGUAUCACAAGCUGGGGAGGUGCGAACUACAAAGGAUGUGCGAGAAAGGAACAGCCCGGAGUAUACACAAAGGUUUCCGGUUACUACCGCUGGAUUCUGGCCUCUAUGUAUUCACACAGACGGAUUUAGGAGCAAGGCCAGACACAUAUUGAAGUAAUGUAACCACAAACGAUGGAGACCAACGUCUACUGAUCAUAUGUCUUUUGCAAAAUAAACUAAUCAUCUGUGCUUUAUUA